Sphaeramia orbicularis (orbiculate cardinalfish) is the source of this 2391-nucleotide messenger RNA. RefSeq names its product major facilitator superfamily domain containing 11 (gene mfsd11). NCBI's taxonomy places the organism in Eukaryota, Metazoa, Chordata, Actinopteri, Kurtiformes, Apogonidae. The coding region runs from base 316 to 1668 and encodes 450 amino acids. The record is from RefSeq and is a predicted model, not a curated record. The transcript has 14 exons.
UAUGCUAACAUGAGAUAGCGUCUCCGGUCAGCUGAGCUAUUCACAUGACAGCUUUUUCUAGCUCCAGGCGAGUCGUUCUGCCCGGUGAGGUGAAAGUACCACUAAGUAUCUUUUUGUCGCGUCGGAAACCAGCAUGUUAAAGUUACUUUAAGCUGUCGGAAUCGGACACAGAGCUAAUGCUAACUAUGUCUCCGUUAACGCACUGAAACCGAACGGAGAGGAAAGCUAGCAAACAUUAGCAGCUUCAACACCGCUGACGACUACAGCACAUUCUUAGCUUUUACUUCCUCACACAAAUAGGAAAUAUCCCCCAGAAUGAGUCCAGAGGGGAAGAAGCUGCUGAAUAUCAUCAUCCUGGGCUUCGGCUUCAUGUUCAUGUUCACCGCCUUCCAAACAUGUGGAAACAUCGAGCAAACAGUUCUGGAGAACUUUCACAGUGCGGAGUUCAAUGGGACGGGAUACACGAGCCUUGCCAUCAUCUACAGUGUCUUCUCUGCCUCCAACCUCAUUGCUCCUUCAGUGGUGGCUGUGAUUGGACCUCAGCUGUCCAUGUUCUUCAGCGGACUCCUCUACAGUGGCUACAUUGCCAUGUUCAUCUACCCGUACACCUGGACCUUCUACACGGCCUCGGUGCUGGUGGGAAUCGGAGCAGCAGUUUUGUGGACGGCUCAGGGAAACGUUCUUGCCAUCAACUCCAGCGACAGCACCAUCGGUAGAAACAGUGGAAUAUUCUGGGCUCUGCUGCAGUUUAGUUUAUUCUUUGGGAAUCUGUACGUCUACUGUGCCUGGCAUGGACACGUCCACAUCACAGACAAAGACAGACAGACGGUGUUCAUCUCACUCACCGUCAUCAGCCUGGUCGGAUGUUUCCUGUUCUUUCUGAUCCGAAAACCCGACGCUGAGUCCGCUUCUUCUGAGGCCACAGAGGCAUUACUGCAGGGGGAGUCAGACAGCGACUCCGUGGUCAGUUCUCCUCAACCUGGACUCUGUUCACAAGCUCUGGACGCUUUCAUAAAAGCCUGUAAACUGUUCGUCACCAAGGAGAUGCUGCUGCUGAGCAUCUGCAUCGCAUACACAGGUCUGGAACUGACCUUCUACAGCGGUGUCUACGGAACCUGCAUCGGCGCCAUGACGCAGUUCGGACAGGAUGCCAAGAGUCUGAUCGGCAUCUCGGGGAUCUGCAUCGGAGUUGGAGAGAUCCUGGGAGGGGGCGUCUUUGGGAUGUUGAACAAGUGCAACCGUUUCGGCCGUAACCCGGUGGUUCUGUUCGGACUCGUCAUCCACUUCGUUGCCUUCUACCUGAUUUUCCUCAACAUCGCCAGCGACGCCCCCAAACAGGAAACAGACGCUCGGGCCUUCAUGCAACCCAACCUGGGCGUGGCCUUGUUGUGUAGUUUCCUGUUGGGUUUGGGCGACAGCUGCUUCAACACUCAGCUCCUCAGCAUCAUCGGCUUCAUGUUCAAAGAUGACAGCGCCCCCGCCUUCGCCGUCUUCAAGUUCAUCCAGUCCAUCAUGGCUGCCGUGGCAUUCUCCUACAGUAACUUCCUGCUCCUCCACUGGCAGCUGCUCAUCCUGGUUCUGGUCGGGUUCCUCGGGACCAUGACCUUCUUCGUGGCCGAGUGGGCGGCCGAGUCCCGGCGGCGGGAGUCGGAUUACGACAGCAUUUGAUUGGGUGCGGACGAGGAGGAGGCAGUCUGCAGGUUAAAGGACAAACUGAUGCUCAUGCACGUGGCAUUGACCUGAUUCCACUACUGUGAUGGAUACGUGCACGUUAAAAGCCAAAAAAACACACACACACCCACACACGCACACACACACACUUGAACCAUUAAUUACAUGACCUGGGUUCAAACAGCUGCAGUGAAUCCAUCCACUAACAGUGACAUCUGCUGGUCAACCUGGAGAUUACAACUGGAUUUAUGAUCAGAAAUGGGCUGAUAUUUAAGGCCUUUUGGUUUGAGCAAAACACUUUUUUUCUAGCUUUUUUUUUUUUUAACUUCUGUCACUGGUUCACUAAAAAAAAUAGUCAUACAGAUGAAACUCUGGUCCGUAUUUAAGGAUCAUAAUGGACCGAAACGUUAGAAUAAAACAAAUAAAAGAAGAAGAAACAUGACAGAAACGAGUCAUUCUGAACAACAACACAACAACGCUCAUAUUCAGACAAUUAUACACAAAAGGAAACAUAAUCAUGACAAAUAUCUUAUCACAUCACAUCAUCUGUUUCUGAUGAAUCUGUUUAAGUCAUGGGUGUCGAACAUACGGCCCGUCGGCCAAAACCGGCCGCCAAAGGGUCUGAUCCAGUCCAUGGGAUGAAGAAUUAGACUGAAGAUAUUAACAAUUAUUACAGUUUAGGUUUCACAUUCAGACCAAUAUGAUCUAAAGUGGAUCAGA